This is a messenger RNA of Aspergillus clavatus NRRL 1, 2511 nucleotides long. RefSeq lists its product as uncharacterized. The coding region runs from base 1 to 2511 and encodes 836 amino acids. The transcript has a single exon. Lineage: Eukaryota; Fungi; Ascomycota; Eurotiomycetes; Eurotiales; Aspergillaceae. The record is from RefSeq and is a predicted model, not a curated record. Gene Ontology annotation, molecular function: protein binding.
AUGUUCUCGCGCGGCCACCCGUGUCUGAGAAGACGUGGUCUAUCCGCCGCCGUCUUGGACACCGUCGCGGCUGGCCCCGAGGAACCUCUUCUCUUCCUCUAUCCUCGCUGGUUCACGUCGGUUCUACGGCAACAGAGAUCGGUAGCAUCGGUAUCGUUUUCUACGGCUCGGAAGAACCCAUCGAAAUCGGCCCGUCUGCCGCUUCGCGGCUCGUGUCCCCGUUCCCGCCGGAGGUGGUCGUUCGGGAGCUCUGCCAGGCGAUGGGUUUCGACCGAGACAGGGUCUGCUGCGCGGGCGGGCGAGUCACUGGAGCGGAAGAAUGUUGAUCGCGCGCGCGGUGUAGAACGCUUUGCUCAGAUGGAUGGGAAAGCUGGCGCCGAAGCUAGACGCACUGAUACAGCGGUCGAGGAGACGGCGCCCGCCGCAGACCAUGAGGAGUCGCCACAGCCGUCAAAUCUCGCUGAUAAUGGAUCAUCGCAUACUCCCGGGAUGGAUCGGCGCUUCGUCAACGUCAACAUCUUCCCCGAUGUCCAGGGAACGGCCCCGACGAUGCAGGCGAACUCAAACGGCUCGGCCCAGGGUAACGCGCUCGGGGUCAUGGAAAGCCUCUCGGUGAGGGAUAGGAAGAAACUACGAUAUAGGCUGUACCUGUCGCGGAUGGGUAAAGACCAAGGGACGCAAGAUAAAUGGGGCCGGUGGACCAAAGUCGGGGAUUUGCUGGAGAAGAUGCAGCAGGAUACCCCCGUGUGGGUGAAGAAGGGCGCCGUGCAGAAGGAGUUACUUAUCCCGGAGGAGACGGUGGCGCUUAUGGCCGGCAUCACGGAUAUGGCGAUGAAAGAGAAUGUGUGGUAUGUGCCUGUCCGGAAUGGGUGCCGGGUGCAUGUGUUACACCCUCACGAGAGUGACGGCCAGUACAGGAAGGUCAUUCUGUCUGGUUCCAAGCGGAGUGUGGAGUUGCUCGGCGACCGUAUCAUGCGGGCGCGGCACCUACAAGAGAACGGUGACCCCCUGGUGGAUAUCAGGAAACCUCCCGUUCCGGUGUAUCCUUCCAUCGAGGCGAUGCGGCGCAAGAGUCUUCCGGUUCCACUUGUCCGAGGUGUCUGGGAUUUCUACCAGGCGUUCAAACAACCGGCACCGCUAGAAUCACUCCUCGCGUCAUCCGGCAAGUUAUCGACUAUCAGGGAAUUUGCCGAACACAUAGAGGAAUUGACGAGGUCACGGUCCCAUUCGAGAUUUGGGAGGGGACAGUCGGAGGUUGCUCACCGAGAGCGGGUGGCCACUGCGCUUGUCGCCCUGUUCCGGGACGAUACAUAUCGCGAUCUCUUCUCGACUGCUGCGCUCAAUAGAGCACUUUCUUACUUGUUCGACCAUGAUGUGCUAGACGAUGCUCGCGCGAUUUUCGUUAGGGCCGAACAUGUGGCGACCGUCGACACUUUCAAUAUUCUCCUCAAAUCCGCAGCCAAGAGACAGGAUAUCCAGGUCUUUCGUGGCUUCCUGCAUUCCAUGUCGCGCCUGCAGAUUCGGCCGAACGCCUACACCUGGCUGGCUUUCCUCGACUGCCUGGUCUCCUCUAAAGCUAAAGCUAGUCUUGUUAAGUUCAUGCUGCAAAAGGGUUACCUGUCCGAUACAAGUGCCAUGCGGACUGCGUUGCAACUAACGAUCCAGGAUUCGUUCCUGGUCCAUCUUCAAAGUGGCCAGAGUGUGGACGCCUUCUUCAAUAUGAUUAUCGAUACGUACGGGGCCAAUUGGUUUCCCCCAUCGUUGAUCAACCAGAUGUUCAGCGUCGCCGUGCGACUCAAGGACUACUCCUCAUUGGACCGGUUGUUUGAAAUAUGUCAGAAACAAGGCUUCGCGCUCGAUUCCGCCACCGUCAACCAAAUCCUCCCUCUGUUCCGUUCUGAUAUCCAGUCUGCUCUUUUGUACAUGUUCCGCUGCCUGGAUCGUCCUGAAACGCAGCUGGACAGAUACACCUGGGAGAGACUUUUUUUGAUCGCGUUCAAAGGCCGCAACUACAAUAUCUGUCGCGUGCUGUGGCGUUACGCUUGCACGCGCAGAAUGGUCACCUACAAGAUGAAGCAGUCUGUUCUCACCUCCUUGGUACGGAACGUGCCCCGAAAUAAGGGAGAUCAAAUCGAUGAUGUCUGGCAAACCACUGCUGGGAAUAUCAUUGUGGGGCUCGAUCUUGACCAGGCCAGCUAUCCACUGUCAGAAGCCAUCUUAGACAAUCUGCCAGAUGAGUAUCUCGACAGCCCAGUGGCUUUCCUUGCGUCAGGCUACAAGCCAGCAGGCGAAGACCGCGAGAAGCAACUGCGCGUGGCCUCUGCGCUAGUGCAGCGCGAUAUUGAGAUUGGACCUCGAUACCAGCCGUCGGAGCCCUUUGCUAUCAUGCUCGAGGCCGCCGCCGUGAUGGACCGAGGAUGGAAAGGCAUACCGAGGCCCUGGCCAUGGUUGAUGCAGAAUGCCAUUCAAGUCCCCGUCCGCAAAGCGGAUUUUCUGAGCACCAAUAUAUGA